UCGAGCGCCAUGGUAUGUAGACCCGCCAUCGACCAGUUCUAGUCCCGAUUGCGAUUCCAAAUAUAAGUCCAAAUCCUUACUUUUACAAAGGCAUAUCACAAAGCCAGGAUCCGAGGUUCUAUACAAAAACCGGUUCUGGCUGUGGUACUUGUUGUACUACUCACUGCAAUUUAUGUUCGGACUGUGCGCCGUGCUCGUCAGCCUGGGUGGGACCUUGAUGCAAAUCAUAGGUGUGUACCGCACCAACAUAUGCUUCAUCAAUGCACAUCAUUGGUUGGAACCGAAAGAAAGGCGGCCGCCGGUUAUGCUAUCAGUAAACAGCCGGGAGAUGAUUGAGUCUGCGACUACGUACUGGAAGCCAGUUGCCAUCGGCGCGAUGGUGUUUGUGGCAGUCAUAAGCUUCGGAGGCUGGUGGUACCAGAAACGUAUGCGCGAUCUGUUUGUGACAUUGGUGGAGACGAUUGACAUGGUUGAAUUCGAGUGCGAGUGGCCAUUCCGCCCCCGACCAACUCAGGGGACCAUGACGAACGGUGCCAUCGACGUGCAGCAAGACUAGUUGUUGUUGAAAGACCAGUGGCCAUUGAGGCUGUUUGCUCUAGAAGAACUCCACAGGCGAGCGGCAAAGCUGAUCAUGUCCCAAGAUCUCUCGUUCCUUCCGGUCAACAUUGUGAAUUUGUGUUGUUCCCUAACGCUUCUCCGGACAUUGGCG
Messenger RNA from Colletotrichum phormii, 709 nucleotides. RefSeq lists its product as uncharacterized. NCBI's taxonomy places the organism in Eukaryota, Fungi, Ascomycota, Sordariomycetes, Glomerellales, Glomerellaceae. The record is from RefSeq and is a predicted model, not a curated record. The coding region runs from base 173 to 556 and encodes 127 amino acids. The transcript has 3 exons.